AUGGAUUUUGCUUCAGGAUUUUUUGGCGAUAUUGCUCAUGGUUUGCGUGUUUUGAAUCUGGUGGAUACUCUAUUGGUUAUUGUUGUAGGUGUUGGGAUAUACUUGGCAGUAAAUGGCGAAAGUGCAAAGGCUUUAUAUGGAUUACUUCCAGGGACAAAAUGUGAUAGUGGGUCUUCUGGAAAGACAAGUAAAUCUGCAUUUGGUUGGUUAUCCAGUAUUAUUAAACAAAUCAGAGAUGCUUAUGUCGAGGGAACUUUAGUUUCUUUAUUAAGUCGUUGGACAGAGUCAUGUGUAAAGAUUGUUCGUUUAGCAAUAACAUGCUACUUACUUGAAGCAAUAUCGCAAAGUAGACGUCAUUACUUCUAUUUAUUGGAGAAGAAGUUUUUAAAAUUAGAAAUACGUAAGGGUGAAACUGAGAAAGAGAGUUAUGUUGAUAUUAAGAAGCACUUACAACGCAAGGGAGUAUGGCCAUAUAUGCAAGAGGUAUCACAACCAAGAUCUGAUAAAGUACUUUGUGAAGGUUAUGAGGCAACUCCUAUGAGCUCUUAUAGCUAUUUAGAUUUAGUUUAUGAUGAACGUGUACAGAAGAAAGCUAUAGAAGCAGCUCAGCAAUAUAGUACUGGUUCACAUGGCCCACGUAUGUUGGGUGGAAAUACACCACUUUUACGAGAAUUAGAGAAGGCAGUUGGUGAGUUCUUUGGUAGGGAGGAUUCUUUAAUUGUAGCAACUGGUUAUAUGGCAUGUAUGGGCGCUGUAUGUGCCAUUUACAAGAAAGGUGAUGUAUUUUUUGGUGAUGAUCGGCUCCAUGCCAGUAUUAGAGCUGGUUUUAAGGUAUCUGGUGCUAAAGUGUAUUUCUUUAAACAUAAUAAUAUGGCGCACUUAGAACAACUUGUUAAGCAAUACCGUCGCAAAUAUCGAGAUGCUUGGAUAUUUAUUGAAUCAGUCUAUAGUAUGGAUGGUGAUAUUGCUCCACUUCCAGAUGUACGCAGUAUUGCUGAUAAAUAUGAUAUGAAGAUCUGCAUUGAUGAAGCUCAUGGAAUGGGUGUAUUAGGUAAAAUGGGACGCGGCCUAGAAGAACACUUUAAUAUGCCAGGAGCAGCUGAUGUAAUUGUUGGGACUUUUUCUAAAUCAGCAGCAGGUGUUGGUGGUUAUAUUACUUCAAACAAGCUUUUUGUUGAUUUUUUGGAUUUCCAUACACCAGGUAAUACAUUUUCAGCAGCAUUACCAGCAUAUUGUGCUGGUGGUGUAUUGGAAUCAUUAAGAAUCAUAUCUAGUGAACCUGAGAGAGUUGAGAAGUGCCGUAGGAAUUCUCUUUAUUUGCGUAAUCUCAUAAAAUCUGGUGGUGGAUAUUGGCCAGCUGAUUAUCCAGAAGAUAAGAAGUAUACUGUUGAGGGCGAUGAUUGUACAUCUGUUAUUGCUGUUGUAUUUAAGGAUGACAUACUCAGAGUCAUUGAUGUCGCACACGAAAUGCUUAAAAGAGGAUGGCUAUUAUCAUGUGUUGCAUUCCCUGCAUGUCCAUUAAGGUUUCCUAGAUUUAGAGUUACUGCAAGAGCAGGAUAUACUCAGCAACUCAUGGAUAAUUUCGUUAAAGAUUUGGUUGAAUGUAGUGUUGCUUGCCCAGGGUCGGAAUUAACUGAUUCAAUGUAA
Cryptosporidium muris RN66 is the source of this 1647-nucleotide messenger RNA. Its product is annotated as 8-amino-7-oxononanoate synthase protein, putative. Gene Ontology annotation, biological process: ceramide biosynthetic process; sphingosine biosynthetic process. The transcript has 2 exons. The coding region runs from base 1 to 1647 and encodes 548 amino acids. NCBI's taxonomy places the organism in Eukaryota, Apicomplexa, Conoidasida, Eucoccidiorida, Cryptosporidiidae. The record is from RefSeq and is a predicted model, not a curated record. Gene Ontology annotation, cellular component: serine palmitoyltransferase complex. Gene Ontology annotation, molecular function: pyridoxal phosphate binding; serine C-palmitoyltransferase activity.